Molecule: messenger RNA, 1594 nt
Organism: Styela clava
Lineage: Eukaryota; Metazoa; Chordata; Ascidiacea; Stolidobranchia; Styelidae
Source: RefSeq, a predicted model, not a curated record
CAUUAGUCUCGAAAGUAAUUGAAGUAGUCGUUUGUUUCGGAAGUUCGUGAAUUGCUGAUAUAGCCGUAUUAUUUGCAGGUGCCGAAUAAAAUAGGUGAUCUUGUCGUGUUGCUGCAGUGGUUUCGGACUGAAUGCUAAAAUGGGAUCUAAUUUUGAGAGUGUUUUGGAAAAAGUCGGUGGUUGGGGAAGAUAUCAAAAAAUAGCCGUGCCCCUAAUAUGUUUGAUGUUUGUUCCUCUCGGAUUUUUCGUUUUCACACCGGUUUUUACCUACCAAACUCCUCCACACAGAUGCUUCAUAAAUGGAGUGGACACGGUGGCAGGAAAUGCUACCGCCGAAAUCAAUCACACAGUGCUGGAGUCUUACAUACCAUACAACUUAUCCGAAAAUGGAAAAUCGGAAUUUGCCCGCUGUUCGAGGUUUGUGAUCACCGAAUCCACAUCAUAUUGGUAUGUUAACACAACAACUACACCUGUGUAUCAACAGACCAACACUAUCCGAACAAUGGAAACAUGUCUCGAUGGCUGGAUUUACAUGGACUCAGAAGGUAGAACCAGUGCCACUACCGAGUACAAUCUGGUGUGCGAUGAUGCUUGGAAGAAACCAUUACUUACAUCGGGUUUGAUGAUUGGAUUGUUCCUUGGAAGCAUCAUAUCAGGACCUAUAACCGAUAGGUUUGGAAGAAGAACUACUUGUCUUGUUAACAUGGUAUUAAACAUAGUCUUGGUGAUUGGAUUCAGCUUCAUUUCAUCUUACGAAGCUUUAUUGGUUAUGAUAAUUGCUAUUGGGACAAGCCAAAUAAUUUGGUAUUCUUGUACGUUCGUGUUAGCGCAAGAACUCGUUGACAGAAAACACCGAGCCCUUGUCGCCUGUAUGAUUAACGUUAUAUAUGCAAUUGGAUACAUGCUUCUGCCAGCAGUUGCAUACAUUUUCAAAGAUUGGCGUUGGAUUAUAAGAUCCCUUGGUCUUGGCAGUGCAAUUUUUCUUCCGUACAUUUUCCUCCUUCCGGAAUCGCCGAGGUGGCUUGCUUCACAGGGACGGAUUGAUGAAGCAAUUAAAGUAUUAAAACAAAUUGCAGUAGUAAACGGAGUAGAUCAAACGGUAUUGCAAGACCUAAACACAAACAACAUGGAACUGGUAAUUGAAGGAGUCUCUAUAACGUUUGCCAUGUUGGGUAAAUUUUUUGCUUCGUCGGCAAUGGGAAUUCUGUAUUUAUACACAUCUGAACUGUAUCCUACUCUUCUUCGAAACACUGGCAUCGGAAUCGCAUCAAUGACGUCACGGUUUGGCAGUAUCUGUGCUCCAUUCCUUGUAUUUGCAGGGGAAAAUGGUAGAAGGAAUAUACCUUUUUAUGUUAUGGCGGCUUUGGGAAUAUCAACUGCUGGACUCUGUUUAUUGUUACCAGAAACAAAACAAUCUCCUCUACCCGACACCAUGAAGGAUGCAAUUGAUUUGGAAAAAUUUAGAUUAUUUUUGUCUUCACGAAAAAAGAACCGCAAUGAGAGUCAAGCUGCUUUGACCAAAGGUGACGAAUACGAUGACGUCAUACAUGACUUUGAAGAUGAACAAAGCAAAGCUGUAGAGAUAAAUGUUUAA